Molecule: messenger RNA, 1401 nt
Organism: Cavenderia fasciculata
Lineage: Eukaryota; Evosea; Eumycetozoa; Acytosteliales; Cavenderiaceae
Exons: 5
Coding region: 1-1401 (466 amino acids)
Biological process (GO): transmembrane transport
Cellular component (GO): membrane
Molecular function (GO): transmembrane transporter activity
Source: RefSeq, a predicted model, not a curated record
AUGGUUGUAGAGGUGGAAUUAUCCAUUAUAUUACCGAGACAAGAACAAGAAACAUCGAUAGAUAAAACAUCCAAUCCAUCACCACCGCCACCACAAUCAUAUUCACCAUCAACAUCAACAUCAUCAGUCUCUUCUUCAAUUGAAACUGCAUCAACUGGUUCAAAUCCUUGUGAUCAAAAUAUUACAAAUGGAGAAGUAGUACCAAUUUUAAAAACCCAAGCUGAACAAAAGAAACAUGAUGAAAACUUUAAAAAGAGAGCAUUGGGUAUAGGUAUUGUUGUGGCAAUUGCCAUUCUAAUGACUGGAAUUGGUGAAUUAAAUCAACAUAUUUUAAGUAAUGGAUAUAAUCAACCUUUAGUUCUUGUUUUAUUUAAUACAUUAUUCCUUUCAUUGGCAAUACCAAUUGAAAUUGGAGUAUUAUUGUUUCAUCGUAGAAAAGCAAGAAAAUCAAUGGCGACAAAUACUAUUGGUAAUAUUAAUUCUAGCGUUGAAGAGAUUGAAAGAGAAAGGGUAAUGGGUGAAGGAUCGAUGAUUGCCAUUUACAAGUCAGAGUUUUUAAGUGGACUCACAAAGAUGACGGUUCGAUCAUUCUUUUUAAUGACCUUUUUAAUGUGUGUACUAUACGUAUCGUUGAAUUGGAUUUGGUCAAAGGGAUUACCAUUGACAGAAGUUAGUACAUCAAAUGCUAUCUUUCAAUCUGCCACGGUCUGGGUAUUCUUCUUUUCAAUCUUUAUCCUAAAAGAUAAAGUUACCAUUUUAAAAAUAGUCUAUGUCUUAUUCUUUGUUGGUGGUGUUAUUGGUAUUUCAAUUGCUGAUCAUCAAACCAAUGGAUCAAGUUCAAAAUAUCCAAAUCCAUUACUUGGAGAUAUUUUAAUGAUUGUAUCAAGUAUAAUGUGGGCAUUGUAUGAAGUAUUAACUACCAAAUUCACUGGAGAUUGUAAAAGAACAGUGGUAAAUACAUUCAUUGGAGGUAUUGGUUUGUUUAGUGUAUUGAUUGGUAUCCCAAUGUUGUUGGCUGUUCAUUAUUCUGGAUUUGAAAGAUUUGUAUUACCUGAUCAAAGAACUUUCCUUUUGAUUCUUGGUAGCAAUCUUUUGGCAUUUGUUUUAAAUUAUUUAAUUAAUUGGGGUUUGUCUGUAACAUCACCAUUACAUGUACGUAGUGGAGAAUUAAUGACCAUUCCAUUUACAUUGAUAUUCGAUAUUGUAUUUAAACACAUGACAUUCUAUCCAAUUGCAAUUCCAGGUUUCUCAUUAAUCAUUAUUGGUUUUGUUCUUUCACUCUAUGUCGAGAAUAAACAUAUGAAGGAGAAAUUGGCAAAAGAAGCUGAACAAGCUAAAGAAAAAGAACAACAACAAGAUCGACAACAACAACAAGAUCAAGAAUAUAAUAAAACGGUUUAA